Messenger RNA from Apaloderma vittatum (bar-tailed trogon), 585 nucleotides. RefSeq names its product short-chain specific acyl-CoA dehydrogenase, mitochondrial-like. Gene Ontology annotation, biological process: butyrate catabolic process; fatty acid beta-oxidation using acyl-CoA dehydrogenase. Gene Ontology annotation, molecular function: flavin adenine dinucleotide binding. Lineage: Eukaryota; Metazoa; Chordata; Aves; Trogoniformes; Trogonidae. Gene Ontology annotation, cellular component: mitochondrion. The record is from RefSeq and is a predicted model, not a curated record. The annotation marks the transcript as partial. The transcript has 4 exons.
GUGAAGAAGAUGGGUGGCUUAGGGCUGCUGGCUGUGGAUGUGCCAGAGAAGUACAAAGGAACAGGCCUCGACUACUUGGCCUAUUCCCUUGCUGUGGAGGAGAUCAGCAGGGGCUGUGCGUCCACGGGCGUCAUUAUCAGCGUCAAUAAUUCUCUGUAUUUAGGGCCGAUACUCAAGUUUGGCUCUGAAGAACAGAAGCACAAGUGGAUUGCUCCCUUCACCAGCGGAGACAAAGUUGGAUGUUUUGCCCUUAGUGAACCAGGAAACGGCAGUGACGCUGGUGCAGCAUCCACGGUGGCCCGUCUGGAUGGUGACGAGUGGGUUCUGAAUGGCACCAAGGCCUGGAUCACCAAUGCUUGGGAUGCCUCGGCCGCUGUGGUGUUUGCUACUACAGAUAAAUCCAUGAAGCACAAGGGCAUUAGUGCGUUCCUGGUUCCCAUGCCAACUGCUGGGCUGUCACUGGGGAAGAAAGAAGACAAGCUGGGAAUCAGAGCCUCUUCCACUGCCAACCUGAUAUUUGAGGACUGUCGGAUACCCAAGGCCAACCUUCUGGGGCAGCUGGGAAUGGGCUUCAAAAUCGCUAUG